This is a messenger RNA of Diatraea saccharalis (sugarcane borer), 2202 nucleotides long. Lineage: Eukaryota; Metazoa; Arthropoda; Insecta; Lepidoptera; Crambidae. The record is from the annotation of a GenBank genome assembly.
GUUAGUUUGGCUUCGAUAACAACCGGCACAAGACGUGUAGUUCUGGUUCUUUUUUAGUUCAACUUUUCGAUUGCCGCCGAAUAACUGUGAAUUAAAUCAAAGCCACCAGACUGUUUGGUAUCAACGCCACGUGCGUAACAUCUCGGUAUAUUUAUCGAAACGAUAACAUUUGCGCCCGCGAUCUAGUUGUCUCGGUGUAUGCCUUAAGUGUUUCGAUUAUGCAUGACUCUGUAAUCGAUAUUCUGGUGUAAUUUAGCUUAUGAAUAGUAAAGGAAGGAAUACGCCCAUUUCAGAGCGUUCGUUUUAUUUUACCGACACGCUUCUUGGAUAUUUAUAAUUGAGUGCUACUGUUCUGUGUAUCGUCGGAAGCAGCCGAUUUGACGAGUCUUGGAUCCAGUCAAUUGUAAACAGGGUUCGUCAACGUCUGUGCGGCAGUGUGCCUGUUACUACUCGUCGGUGGGCUAUCUCCACGCUCUUCAGCGGCACCACACAGAACUCGCACCAUGGAUCGACAGAAACGUGCCGCAGAAAACGAAAAUAACUUGUGGCGUUAUCCGUGCAGUUACGAGACCACAAAUCCUAAACCAUACGUGCCAAAAGACGCAAAACAUGUCGCGCGGCAAGCUAAAAAUGUGUACGAGCAGGCGGCGAACUACAAAGAUCAAUUCACGAAAUUGCACAGUUACGAUACGUUCGAAAUCCUAUUAAAGGAGUGGAAGGAUGACUGGCUCAGGAAAUUCCCGUGGUUCCGUGAAGAAGUAUUGCCAGAGACAAAGGUGCUUUUCCAAAGAGUCCCUGAUGAAUAUGUAGCAGACUUGAUGACAAAAAUCGACGAUGUAUUGCCCUCUAUGUACAAGGCGCUGAAAAUGAUAAUGGCAAGCCUCUACAAGCUCAGUCUCAGCCUGAAGAACGACGGUAUCAGCUCUGACGAGGAGCUGGCCAAUAACAUAUUGACUACUAUGAAUGAAGUUAGAGCUGUACUUUGCUACUUCUAUGAUCUAAUGAAUGCUAGAAAACUAAAAAUUUUACCGGUGUACGAUUCGGAAAUUCCGGACAUCAAUAAGUCAAACAAACUCGAGCUCGGUCUCUACAUCUACAGGGACACGCUCAACUAUCUAGAAUACAUCAUGCAAGUAUUCGAGACCAUGUCCGAAUCGGACGUACCCCCGACCGCUUGAGGCGUCAACUUGGUUGUGUUAGUAUAAGUUAGCUAAAUAUGAGGAACUUCCUUCGCGUUUCACCAAAAUCACGCAUCUCUUAGAUGUGAACACGUUGUCGACGUAGUGUUAUAAUUGUAGACAAAGUGAAUUACGAGGCUAUUUCCAUGGCCAAAAUAUUGUCCGCGUUGUACUUAACUUUUUUUAUGUAAUAUUGUCAAUUACUCAUCUGUUACUUGGAGAAGAUUUGUUAUAAAGGAGACGGCUGUUGUAAUAUAGGGUGUCUCAAAACCGUUACUUUUGUAAUUUUACUUCCAGCACCCAAUGUUCCUCAACAUUUGAAAGUUGAUCUGUAACGAAUUCCUCUUAGUAAAAUUAUUUUCUUUGGCUGUUGUUUAGUAAAUAAACUUAGUAAAAGAGAGGUCAUUGCCAUUACAUUGCCAUUUUGGUCUAGAACGGAUUAGUUCCUUUUAAUGUAAAUAGCGACGAAUUUAAAACUUUUUUUUUUAAUUUAUUGUCUGCUGGUAAUAAUGUAACAUUCAAAAUUUCCCGAUUAUCCUAGUCAAGGUAUUAACUUAUUUAUUUCUCACUAAACUCCACCUUAGUUUCAAUUUCAUUAAAAUUGAUAUUGUUUAUAGUAGAUUUUAGUAUUAGUCUUCAUUCCACCAGAAUGCAUGUUGUGAAUGUUUAUGUUAUGUAAAUUAUUGAGUGAUGUUUGUGACAAGUGUUGAAUCAAAAUGGUUUUUAUUUGUAUACUUAUACAGAUUAUGAUUUUUUAGCAAUAAGAUGCUUGCAGCUUUAGCAGGGAACAUUGAAACGAGUAAUAUAAAUUGUACAUUCUAUUCCUAAUUUCUUUAGUAUUACUUGACUCUUUGUUAACUAUUUAUAUUACUGUUAAAUCCAAUGAAAUACGGUUAGCUUUAAUAGAUUAUUUUGAAGUACAGAGCCAGUGUAUUAUUAACUUAAUCAUUAUUUGUAUAGUUCACCUAUUUAUAGCGGACAAACAUAAUGUCUGUGUUUGUGAAAUUAAAUUAUUAUUACAUUA